UCAAUCAUGCGGUCGGACCAGCCUCAAACAGGAGCAGAUUUUAGUUUGGUAACAACACAGAAUUGGUGCACAAUGGCCACCUCAGGCUCCUCGGUUGGCCAUAAUCAGGUGCAGAGGGUCAUCAAAGAUCUCUAUGAUGCUGUGUUUCAGCUGAGUCAAGAGCACAACGAGUACUCGGAGCCCGUAACUGACGACAGCACCAACCUACGCAAGUUCUUCUACAAACUCGAGUACCUGUUGCAGUUUGACCUGAAGGAGAGGACAACCUUUCUCGGCCAGAGAAAAGACUACUGGGAUUACUUCUGCGACUGCCUGAUUAAGAUCAAGGGUGCUAACGAUGGCAUCCGUUUUGUAAAGUCCAUCCCUGAGUUAAAAACCUCCCUGGGCAAAGGAAGGGCCUUCAUUCGCUACUCGCUGGUUCACCAGCGUCUCGCCGACACGCUGCAGCAGUGUCUCAUCAAUCAGAAAGUCACAAGUGACUGGUAUUACGCCCGGAGUCCCUUCCUCGACUCAAGCCUCACCUCGAACAUCAUUAAUCACCUCUACGAGCUCAAUCAAAUCCAAUUUGACGUUGCAGCCCGAGGUUACGAUCUCGACAUCGAUUGGCCGGCCUUUGCCAGACGGACAUUAGGGGCUGGCUCAUCAUCAUUCUUGUGGCGACCCCCCAGUUGUUGCUCCAGCGUCAACAGUCUGGUCCAGUCACAGGAGUUUCCAAUUCCAGACUUGAGUCUUCUCGGGGACCUUGCUCUGAAAGACCCAUCCCCUUGCAGUGUUGCAGAGAAUCUCCGCAUCCAGCUCGACCAGUCCGAGCUCAGGCAGCAAGAGCUUCUGGGACAGGUAGAGGAAUUAGGCAAAGAGGCGGCCGAGCUGAAAGAUGUCGUCAAGAACCUUAACGACCAGUUGCUAGCAUCUCAGAAGACCAUCAGCUUGCCAAACCCUUCAGAAGUCACUCCUAGCAUGGAUGUCCGUAACCACUAUCAAACGUGUUGGGAAGAAAAAAACUGUGAAAUUCAGGACAGACUCGCAGCUACUGAGAACAAAAACAUGGAGCUUCUCUCUAAGCUGGACGAGACUAUUAAAGAAAAGGGCAAACAAACGACAAGCUUCUGCGACUCGGCCUGGAAGAUCCAGGAACUCCUGGAGAAACUGAAGUCAACGGAGGAAAAGAGGCUGGAGGCCAAGAGGGAGGCCGAGGACCGAGCAAGGCAUUGUGAGCGUGUGUCUCAGGAGCUCAAACUGAGGGAGGAAGAAUUGAGGACCUGCACGGAGAAACUGACUGACGUCAAAUCCCGGGGCAAGGACGAGCGCGAGGAGACCCUCAAACGCUUAGAGGAACUCCAGGGUGCAGUCGGUCGUAUUCAGGGCGCGUUGACGCUGAAAGAGAAGGAGAGCGGGAAUUUGAGAGCGCAACUUCAGGGCCUGCAGGCUUCGCUGGAGUGCAGAGAACGCCAGGCGGAGGAUCUGAGGAGGAGGCUUCAGGAGGAACGUGACGAGAUAGAGCGCAGAUGUAUCGAUAGAGAUAGCCAGAAUGAAACCCUGGAGAUUCAACUGCUGGAUUUGCGAAAAACCCUAAAAAGCAGGGACAUAGAGCUUUCCGUCAACGCCGAGAGAAUCAAGCAUUUGGAAGAACACUUGGAGAAGCUGAAGAAAGAAAGUCCAAUUUCUAAACUCGAUGAAAACGACGUGAAUGCAUUUGAGGAAACCGGGAACAUCGAUUGCUACAAAGCUCAGUGCUGUGAGCUUAAGGGGAUAAAUGCUGCGCUACUGCAAGUGGUCAAAAAGAGGGAGGACAGUAUUGCCGAGAUGACUCGGGGAAGGGAAGCCUUGUUAGACCAGCUCACUACUCUAAGGGCUUCCGAGAAGCACCUGAUGGGAAGGGUGGAAGCUGCCGAUCUGUGCGUUGAAGAUCGCGAGAAGAAGCUUCUGGACGAAAACCGCCAUUUAGAGGAGCUUGUAGAGAAGGCUCUUCUUGAGAAGGAGCGAUCGGAUGCUCAACAGAAGAGUGUGCAGCAGGAAAACCGGGAGCUUCUCGAGGUCCAGUGCUCAUUGAAAAAACAACUUGCUGAGGCCCAUGAGGAGCUGGACUUGCUAAACGCCAAGUUGUCAAAUCUGGACGAGAGCCUCACAGAGUCCCAAAGAAGCCAUGCGGAGUUGCUGGUGAAAUUCCAGCAAACCGAGGUCAAGCUCAAAGAGCAGAUGGCUAAAUGUGUUCUUCUGCAGGCUCGUGCUGAGGAGCUAGAGAGCAGGAGCUCGGAGCAGCAUGAUGAGAAAGGAGCGGCGGAAAGCAAUGAAAAAAUGCCAAAGCUUCAUGAGGAACAUUUAACCUCUGAGACCAAAGAGGCUCCGUUCAGGCUCGUGAUCGCCGAGGCUCAGCUGGAGCUCAACCUGAGGGAGGUACACCGCCUCAGGGAGGAGGUGGUGGCGCUCAGGGCUCAGCUCCUGGCUGGGACGGAGGAGAGAAUGAAAGCUCAGGCCUUUCAGGAGGUGACCGAGGCCUCCAGAGAGGACCUGCGAGUCUUGGCAGAACAGCUCAAAGGUCAAGUGGAGGAGCUCAACCGACGGCACGUAGACGAGAUCCUGCGUUCUCGUGAGCGCGAGGAGGCCCUGAUCCGUGAGCGAGACGGCGAGGCUCUGGCUCGGGCGGGCCUGGCUGCCGAGGUGACGGCCUGCAGGGAGGAGCUGCGCAAUCUCAAGCAGCGCUACGACGCCUUGUGCCUGGAGAACAGCGAUUCCGGGGAGGCCUUGCACCGGGCCAACACUGAAACCGCAGAGCUCGGCGUUCGCGUGUGCAUGCUGACGGCCGAGAACGAAGAGGCUCGCCUGCGAUGGGAGAACCACUUAAAGAGGCAGCAAGCGCGGCAGGAAGAGGCCGCACAGGAGGCGAGCAGGCUGGACGCUUGCGCAGAGCAGCUCCGCCAGGAGAAUCGGCAACUUCUCGGAAAGCUCUGUCACCAGGAGGACCUUUGGGCCACAACGCAGAAGCUGCAGGAGAUGCUGACCGAUGCCCAGGAGGAGGCGGAGACGCUGCAGGAGAGGACCCGCCGGGAGAUCGAGGCUCUCCGCCUGGAGCUCAGCAAUCAGACUAUCAGCCACAGCAGCCAACUGCAGAGUGUCAACGAAGAGUUAAUGGAUGAGAGGUUACAGAUGAUGAGCGAGCAGGAGAAAGCAGUUGAGGUGGAGAAGAAACUAAAGCGCUUGGAGGCUGAGGCGCAGAGAUACCGGCAGCACCUCGCUGAGAAAACCAUCCAGAUGGCCCAGUCGGAAAAUCUCCUUCAGCAGAAAGAGGACGAGCUAAUCCAUCUGAGAAGGAAUUUAUCAAGAUGCCAGGAGGAGCUCGACGCGGCUCAGCGGGCCUGUCAGGAGCUGAGGGAUACUUUGAAGAGGGUGACGCUGGACAAGCAGAACUUCGACCUGAGGACGGCUGCCGAACUCGAUGACCUCUAUCGCACCAAGGUUAACCUGGAGGAAAGGCUCGUGGAGCUCAUCAGGGACAAAGACGUGCUGUGGCAGAAGACAGACGCGCUCGAGUUUGAGCAGAAGCUGCGCGAUGAAGAGACAGAGCGUGACGUCAACUACUGCCUGGGCUGCCACACCCCGUUUGGUUGGUGGCUCCGGAAGCACAACUGCAGAUUUUGUGGCCGCCCCUUCUGCUACUACUGCCUGACCAACGCAACGAGCCACCAGCCGGGCGGCACCAGAGAGCGCUGCUGCCGGGACUGCUGCCACCAGCGCGACGCAGAGGCUGAGCGCCCCCUGCAGGAGGACGCCGUCACCAGCACGCCUGGCUCGGCGUUCAGUCGUCUGCUGCAGCCUCUGAGAGCCGUGACGAACGUUUUGGGGGCAGAUGAAGGCGACAAACUGGAGGAUGGCUUGUUUGACAUCAUCACAGAGGAGGAAGUGAGCGGUGUCUCUGACGGUGACUUGUUUACCACUGCCUGCUCUCCUGGACAUGGACAGCAGGAGGCAGCACAUCUAAGCAGCAGCAGCGCCAGCACAGGAGAGUUCCCAUCCGAAGACCCCCGGGACCGCCGUGGUGCUGUGCAGGAUGCCGAGAUCUGCCUCCUCAAGUCGGGAGAGCUGACGUUGGCGUCUCGCUUCGCGGUGGACGACAUCUUGGACUUCGGCGACAGCUCGCGGGAGCUCUUCAUCAAGUCGAGCUGUUACAGCACCGUGCCCAUCAGCGCGGGCUGGCCGGGCGCCACCGUCGCUUGGACGUUUACCUCAGAACCCAAAGGCAUCUCCUUCAGUGUCGUUUUCCGGGAGAGUGCGCAGACGCCACUCGAACAGGCUAAGGUGUUGAUCCCGCUGACUCGCUGCAACUCCCACAAGGAGACAAUAAAGGGAGAAAUGAAAGUCCGAAAACCAGGAGAGUACACACUCAUCUUUGAUAACUCCUUUUCAAGGUUCAUCUCCAAGCGGGUGAUUUAUCAUCUGGCUGUGGACGCAGGUGGCCUUCCGUGAGAGCAAAAGCAAGUCAAACAGUUGAUGAUGCAUCCAUCAACGCUGUCGGGAGUGUAAGGUAACUUGAGGCAGAGUCGAUGAAAGCUGAGGGCACUUUAGAAACAUCAUGGACUCAGGCACAUCGGAUGAUGUUGUCAUAGGAACACAGUGGAAAACACAUUGACAGUUAUUAAUCUAUUGAAUUAGACCGUACGUUACCUUUUUAUUCAUGUCUGUGGUAGAAUUAAGCAUAAAGUGUCACCUAUUAAGGAUAACCAGCGCACAUUGAUGUUUUUACUCCAUCACUGCACACCGACCAAUUUUUUUCUGGAAGUUUUAUUAUAUUAAUGCUGCGAGCAUUCUAGCCUUGAGACAAAUGAGCUAUUGAUUCGGUUCAGUUACUUAUCAGUUGUGAAAGAUUGGACUUUUCCUGCAAAAAGAAUAAAGACGCGAUCAUGGACAAAAAAAACAACAGCGUUGACGUCAUGGAAUCGCUGUAAAAUUCAAGAACUCAAGUGUAUGUUUGUGUGGUUAAAGGGGAGUGGAUAUGGAAUGUUAACCACCGUUAUAGUCGUUAUUCA
Messenger RNA from Phycodurus eques (leafy seadragon), 5021 nucleotides. Its product is annotated as FYVE and coiled-coil domain-containing protein 1-like. Gene Ontology annotation, molecular function: metal ion binding. The record is from RefSeq and is a predicted model, not a curated record. The transcript is spliced from 18 exons. Gene Ontology annotation, biological process: positive regulation of autophagosome maturation; plus-end-directed vesicle transport along microtubule. Gene Ontology annotation, cellular component: autophagosome; lysosome; late endosome. The coding region runs from base 7 to 4461 and encodes 1484 amino acids. Lineage: Eukaryota; Metazoa; Chordata; Actinopteri; Syngnathiformes; Syngnathidae.